UACCCGUAAGAGAGUGGUGUUGUCAGAUCAAUCCUCAUCUCCUUGAAGUUGUUCUGCAAUCAAACAUUGCUGCGCUCGUUAACAAUCUCAAGCAAUUCGAUCUGCCAAGCAGCAUGGAGGGUGUUCUCCAGCAAUGAUCUCAAAGGUAGCAGCGUGAUCAUAGAUUUUAUGCUUACAUCGGAUUCCUCGAUCCAAUAAUUGGAUUUAGUUUGAAGGCACCUGUUUAGAUCUUUCAUGUUCAUAGCUGAGUGAGGAUUCUGCAGACUUUGUUUUUUUUACGUAUUUGUUUACUUGGGGAGGAAGAAAGAAGAAAAAGAAAUGAGUUUCUGAAGAAGAAAACUCCAUGAGAAAAAAGAACACUUUCAAUUUGAGACAAAGCUCUAUUUCUUUUGAUAAUAGAUAAUAGAAGAAGAAAAAGAAGAAGGAAGACGGAAGAAGGAAGAAGACGCGUACACAAGAAUUAAUCUUGAUCUUGAUCUCUGCUGUCUUUGGCUCUGCCCUGCUGAGUCACAAGCCUCCAUCUCAUGACGUGUUCGCCUAUCCAUCCGUUUGCGGAACUUAUUUGGAAGCCAUUCUCUCUCGCGCUCUCCUCGGAGUAGUUUUGAGAACACGAUCAGACAAUAGCAAAUAGUAGAAUAAGAUCGAACAAGAUUUUUUAUUUCCAUAAUCUAAAUCAUCCGCGUUCAUCAAGCGCUUCGUUUGCGGUGCCACCUGGCUGCUUCUUCCUGUGGCCGACACAGCGUGAAGGACGUGUUUCCGCCUGUUUCGGAGAUCUUUUGUCGUUUGAGGCUUCGAGCUUUCCUUCUCUCUCGUUUUCUUCGUUUCUCGACCUCCGACGAAGGCUCAAGACGCGGGAGGGGAGCCAAAGGCGCUUCUUUUGCGCGAAAGCUGGCGGCUUGCUGCGGUUUCAGGGGGUGCAGCGAUUGGACGAGGGAGAAAUGGACGGUGUGAUGCUUAUGAAGGGGGCCCCGUCUCCGGGGCUCGCCGUAGGCCGCGAUGUCGGUGCCCGACAACACCACCCGGCGACGAAAGUUAGCACCUUGGGGCCGCGUGCCGCCGCGGGGGCCGGCGGUGGGAGCGCGGCGGAGGCGUCAGGGCCCGCGGCGGCUGCUAGGCAUUCCUACAUGUUCCCAUUGCGGCUGGAUCGGCUGUGGCCCGGCCGGAGAGGGGCGGUGGCGGGGAAGCGGAAGGGGAGCGAGGAGGCUGCAGUUGCGGAAAGGGCAGAAGACUCACAGGUGCUUAAGGAGCUGCCGGCGGAGCAGCGGAGCGACAACUGGGUGUUGAAGAUACUGAGAGUGAGGUCGGUGUGGGCGGAGAGGGAGGGGGCUGCGGCGGGCGGCGGCGAUCGAGAGGCGGCAGCUGUUGAGGACGGAGACCGGUGCGUUGGUUGCGGCAGCGGCGGCCACGAAGAUGGCUCGGAAGGGUGCGUCAUCGACGGCGUGGGGAAGGAGGAGAAGUUGGUGUUCGAUCGUGAGUCCUUCUCGCGGCUGCUCCGAAGGGUGUCUUUGGUGGAGACAGAGCUCUACGCCAAGAUGGCCUACCUCGGUAGCCUGGCAUACAUCGUUUCCAAGAUCAAGCCAAAAAACCUCCUGAAAUGCUAUGGACUACGAUUUGUUGCUUCGUCAUUGGAGAAUAAUGGAAAGUCCCUAAAUUCCGAUGAGGCUAAGAAACCAUCCCAAGAUCAAGAACUGAAAGAGGAAAACAGCGAUUCAGAAGAGAUUGACACAAUGAAGGGAAAUAGUACCAGCGUAAGUACAUCUGCUGCUCCCAAUCUGCAGUAUCAGACUACGGGUGCUCUGCCCUAUGGUGCUGCUCAGACAAAGGACGGCGAGAAACCGGUGGAAGGUAUCAGCGACGACAAACAAGACAGAAGUGUGAGUCCAGAAGAGGUGUCUCGCAUGGCCACUACAAAAUUAGUCACUCAAGCAGUAGCCAGUAAGGAGGAAAUGAAACAAGCCAUUGCUGGGGACUUGAAUUCAAGCCAGUCCUUACCAUGUGAAUGGUACAUAUGUGAUGAUGAUAAAAGUGCUACAAGAUAUUUUGUCAUUCAGGGUUCUGAGACACUGGCUUCUUGGCAAACAAAUCUUCUUUUUGAACCCAUUCAAUUUGAGGGACUAGAUGUACCUGUCCACAGGGGUAUAUAUGAGGCUGCUAAGGGAAUGUACCAACAGAUGCUACCAGAAGUCAGAACUCACUUGAAGUCUCAUGGUAAAUCUGCAACUUUUCGCUUCACUGGUCAUUCUCUUGGGGGAAGUCUUGCACUUCUUGUGAAUCUCAUGUUACUGAUACGAGGAGAAGUGCCUGCUACAUCCUUGCUUCCUGUUAUAACAUUUGGUGCGCCAUCCAUAAUGUGUGGUGGUGAUUACUUGCUUCGCAAAUUGGGAUUGCCAAAAUAUCAUGUCCAAGCCAUAACUAUGCAUAGGGACAUUGUUCCUCGAGCCUUCUCCUGCAACUAUCCAGAUCAUGUAGCUAAGAUUCUCAAUGCAGUUAAUGGCAACUUUCGUAAUCAUCCAUGUCUCAAGAACCAGAAACUGUUGUAUGCUCCUAUGGGGAAGCUUUUGAUACUACAACCUGAAGAGAAGUUCUCUCCGCAUCACCACCUUCUUCCCCCAGGCAGUGGCCUCUACAUCUUGGACAAUUCAUCAGUGGAUUCAGAUGAUUCAGAAAGACUACUGCAGGCUGCAAGUUUAGCUUUCCUAAACUCUCCCCACCCUCUUCAGAUACUUAGUGACCCAUCCGCAUAUGGUUCUGAAGGAACAGUAUAUAGGGAUCAUGAUACAAAUUCCUACCUGAGAUCAAUCCGUGGUGUGGUCCGUCAGGAGCUUAAACUCAUUAGAAAAGCCAGGAGGGAGCACCGUCGCAGAAUGUGGUGGCCUCUUGUGGCCACACCGGACGUGCAUCCCACUGUUGUCACCACCAGAUCUGUUGGAUCAACCAACUCCAACCAAAUCCAUUUCAGCUUUGUCAGUGUUCUCCAUGGAGGAAGUAGAACACUCAAGCGGUUUGCAAGGCUGGUCGCAUCUCAGCGUGUGCAUAUGUUUGUCAUGCUCUUUUUUCCAGCACGUUUAUUUCUCUUGGGAGCAUUAUCUGUUGUCAGUUAGUUGCUGUAGUUUGAUGCAGUUGCAUUCUUUAUUCGUCAUACAGAUUCUUCCAAAGGAUAUUGGAAUUGAAAGGAAACAAUUGUCAUUUUUCACAAUAAAUAGAAAUUAAUGCAUUUUUUAAUCAAAAAAUUAACUCAUUUUUCACUUAUUAACUUCUGUUUUUGCUAUAACAUAUCUUUGCCUGUUCAAACUUAAUAUCAAAUUUAAGAAUAUACAUCAUGAGCAUAUAGAUUGUAUUUAAGAAUGAACGUCUUUCAUCCCGAAGCCUUUUUAUAAUUUUCAUUUCUCUAAUUUAAGGUACAAUUUGACUCAUUAUAGUAAUUUGUCUCGCAUGCAAUGAGUGUCAUAUUUACAUUGUAUAUAUUCUAGUAUCCUCGUUGAAGGAAUUUGCAGACCAAUUUGUGGAAGAAAAAGGAGAUACAGUAUGACGAGAUGUGAUCAAUACUCUUAAGCACUGAGAUCAAUUUACCAUCACAAGUCAUCUGGCUUUUUUCUUUCUGGUAAGCUUAAUCCUGAACUUGCUUUUUGGUCCUUUUUUACUGCUAUGACUGCUAUGUCAUGAUUGGUUCUAUCAGUUGGCCAAUCAGACCAUAUAGCUCUUCUGAAUUAUGAGGUUUAUUUGUUAUGUUUUGUUUACUUAAUUGGAUCAGUUAAUGCUUGCUUUACUUGCCAUUUACUGGAAAAUUCUAUUAAUACUUGUCAGUUUAGAUAGUAUUGGUACAAAUAUGGCCAUCUCUUCUUUGCUAAAAGUUUUGCUGUCUGCCAACUCAUGAGAUAUAUGCAUUGCAGAUAUUUUUUGGCAAGAAGAGUUGCAUGACAAUAAUUAUCAUUAUACAAAUGCGAGCUCUACAUCCAAAACGUGAUCAAUGUACAUUUCUCUUAUGCUUCGUUAAGGAAUAGUUUCAGGCUUCUCAUUACAAACCAUGACAGUAAAACUCAAAAUUAGCUUCUUUAAUGAAUAAUUUCAAGUGAUUGAAGAGAAGCCACAUAUUUGCAUUUGUGAUCUGUCAUUUUCACCACAAUAGUAUCGCAUUUGUUAGAACUUAGAUUUGUGUCGGAAUUCCAAAAAACUAGUAAGAUAUGUCAAAAUCAUGUUUCCGUUCACUUCCUGUCCGGGCCUUCAAUAUCCUGUCGCCCAAAAGGGUAGGGCGUAUUGGCGGCAUGCUUCGAGAGGCAGGCUGAAAACUUCUUGUCACUUGGAUAAAAUUUUCCCAGGACUGGAUGUUCCCUUUUUAGUUCUAUAACUUGACUGAUUCCAAUGGUUCCAAAGCAUCACUUUAUUUUUCUCCAGCAUUUCUGCAGAUUAUAUUGGAGACUAAAGGCUCAAUUAUUUUUCUUUCUUGUGCCAUGGAAAUAUACACAUCCAAGUGCUGACAGGUAGUCAUCAGAUCAACCUUUGUCUUGUUCAAACAAACCUUUCUGUGAAGGAGAACAGCAACAAAACUGAGGUCCCAGCUUUUGCCUGGUUGAUGUUUUGAAGCUUAUCUCUUCAGUCAGACGCGUGUAUCGUAUGCGUGGGACUAUGACAGCUACUCAAGUUGUAUUUGUAUGUAUGUAGUCAUCAGCUCAACCUUUGUCUUGUUCAAACAAACCUUUCUGUGAAGGAGAACAGCAACAAAACUGAGGUCUCAGCUUUUGCCUGGUUGAUGUUUUGAAGCUUAUCUCUUCAGUCAGGUUGCAGUCAUCUCAUGACAAUCUACAGUCAAUUGGCCUUUUCUGGAUGUGUAUUGGACAAAGUCAUGCAAGUGUUAGAGAGGCCUACUUCUUCACGUUUUCUGCCCGGUUGUUCUUCGGAAUUAUCUAGUGAAGAAUCCAUUGAUGUUUCCAACUUGACAAGGUUACAAAUUUCUCAUUCCUUGCUCGAGUUUCCUGAGGAAAUCGUGUCUUCAGCAUGGCCAAGGUUACAAAUAAUCUUUGCUGUUCCAUGAACUUUGAUGCCGAACACAUUAACUUUGCAGCUUAUAUCAUGUUCUUAAGAUAUUAUCAUGCCCUGUGACUAACAAAAAAAAAAAAAAGGUACUGUUUUAUCUACAGAUUGAUGCAAUCAAUUAGCAUAUCAAAAGAUUGUGUUUGUUCA
Molecule: messenger RNA, 5178 nt
Organism: Musa acuminata AAA Group (dessert banana)
Lineage: Eukaryota; Viridiplantae; Streptophyta; Magnoliopsida; Zingiberales; Musaceae
Product: phospholipase A1 PLIP2, chloroplastic-like
Exons: 7
Coding region: 939-3101 (720 amino acids)
Biological process (GO): lipid metabolic process
Molecular function (GO): glycerophospholipid phospholipase A1 activity
Source: RefSeq, a predicted model, not a curated record